Mugil cephalus (flathead mullet) is the source of this 2275-nucleotide messenger RNA. It is a transcript of the gene tmem119a, whose product is annotated as transmembrane protein 119a. NCBI's taxonomy places the organism in Eukaryota, Metazoa, Chordata, Actinopteri, Mugiliformes, Mugilidae. Gene Ontology annotation, cellular component: plasma membrane. The transcript has 2 exons. Bases 178 to 933 code for a protein of 251 amino acids. The record is from RefSeq and is a predicted model, not a curated record. Gene Ontology annotation, biological process: positive regulation of osteoblast differentiation; positive regulation of osteoblast proliferation; ossification.
GAGGCAGAAAACCUAGAAAAACCUGAGUGAAGAUAGAUAGAGGAGAUACAUUCUAGAUAAGCUACGGUUAAUAUAUAGUGAGGGCCAGGAGCUCAGGUGCUUAGCUUAGCUUAGCAUAGCAUAAAGACCGGAAACAGCAAGUGUAGCUAGCUCUGACUAAAGGACUCAGAAGGAAAGAUGAGGUCUCGCCUGGUUUUCCACGUCGCCUGCGUGACCCUGCUGUCACUGUGCUGCAGCGUGUGCCACUCCACUCCCCUGUUCUACAACAUAACCAUGGACGGCAGCGGCGACGAGGCCGAGCCGGAGCUCAUCUUCCCGUCCUCGUUCUCCACCAAGGCCCCCGCCGCCCACGUCACCGCGGCCACUGGCGCUCCCACCCUCACCAACACCAUCACCACCACCAUGAUCCGCCUCAAGGACUUCGUCCUGAGCCGCGUGGUGGACUUCCUGCAGGAGCACCUGCUCAUCAUCAUUGUCGUGACCUCCCUCCUCAUCGUCAUGGUCUUCAUCAUCUGCUGCGCCUCUGCCAUGAGUCACAAGCGCAAGCUGGAGGCGUACAAGCCCCCCACUCAUCCGGCCAAGAAGCACGCGGCCGACAAAACCGGAGGAGGACGCAAGAAUUCGAGUGAGCUCCAGGAGAGGCCAUACGCCGUCGACCAUGUCAAGAGGGUCCAGAUCCAGGGCAUGGCCUCCCCCAAGAACCUGCGCACGCCCUCCAAGGCGCUGGUGGGGGAGAGGGGGAGAGACGUCCGGUCGUCGCCUCGCCAGGAGGCCAGGAAGGUCAGAGACGUGGAGGAGGUGGAACGGCGGAGAGAGGAACCCAAGCGCAAAGAGCAGGCGAAGCACAGGGACGAGGUGCAGCAGAGCUCCAGCCCCGGCACCAGCUCCAGCCAGCCGGUCUGCACCUGCCACCUGAAAAAAGCCCACCACUAGGCUCAGGAUCUGGGAUUAUGUCGGAGUAAGAGGUGAACAUGGCGUUAGAACGAGAUUAUUCCGCACACGCACACACACACACACAUAAAGGCAAAAUGUCAAAAAAUUGAUGUCAUUCCUCAUGUAAGAAACCCUCACAUCUAAACACUGAAGGAAAUUUAAUGCUAGGUGUUUUAUUCGAAGUGAAGUGAAAUAUUAAACAGAGGCAAACACACAAAUGUUGGUCAUAACUCUGAUUUUUUUUAUUUUAUUUUAUUAUUUUUUUUGACUGAUUCAAGUCGAUUUUACGUUUCCUAGAACUGAUGCUGGCAGACGCGAGCUAAGGUGGCUGAUUUCUCUGAAAGCUUGGAGCCUUUCAGUUUGAAAGGACUGGUUUACUGAAAACUCCUCGUAGUGGUCUGUCGCUUGGUUUAUAUUUGUGGUUAAAGUAGCACGAGUUCAGCCAAACAUAAAACCGCCGUGCUACUAAGAAUAUGUUUUCCUAUGACUAAAACUUGCUGAGAGAAUAAAGAGGUAACACAUGCAAAGAAAAAAUGGGCAGCUUGUAAUUCUUCACGCUUGUCACUCCGACGUGCAGUUUAUUUCUCCGUGUUCUUGUCCCGGGGAACCUCCUCGAUGCGUCCCGCUGUGCGACAUCUUUUUAGCAGCUGUGAGAGCCCUAAGUCUUUUAGGAGCAGAAUCUUUGGUGCUGUAAAUAAGGCAAAGUGAAACGCCAGUAAACUUGAUGAGUAGCAAACCGUUCUCUUUAUAUUUACGUUCAUAUUUACUUUUAUUUUAGUUUUUUUUUUUUUUGAAUAAUGUUAUUUUAUAUUAUCUUUUUGUAUUUUACUUUAAGAAUCAAAUUCACAAAGCUAUAAACUAAACGCAGAAUAUGCCAUUUUAUUUCCGGGUUAUCUGAAUUAUAAACAUAAAUAUACAUCUUCUAUCUCUUUGUUUACAUAUUUAUUUGAUGAUAAUUUUAUAAUCUUCUUUUUUUAAUUUUGUUUAAAGGAAUAAUAUGUAUAACAUAAAUUAUGCGUUUUACUUUUAAUGUAAAGAUUUGAAAUAACCCAAAUACCUCUUGAAUAAGAUAGUUAUUCUGUUAUAAUAGGCUAAACGCUUUAAAUUUUGAUUUGAUUAAAUUAUUCCAAAGAAGAACAUUAUUAUAAAGCCCCAUCGCUUGAGUCAAUGACUCUAAACUAAAUGUGUGAUUUGCAGCUUGUGUGAUUUAUGGGCCAGUGUCUCGUCGUCUUUAAAUUCUCCUCUGAACCUCACACACUUUGAGCUUCCUCCAUGACGGCUGUAUUGUUUACAAAAUGACAGUUCUGUAUUUCUCAUGUUUAAUAAAAACUAUUGCUGACGA